Brenthis ino (lesser marbled fritillary) is the source of this 1779-nucleotide messenger RNA. The record is from the annotation of a GenBank genome assembly. Lineage: Eukaryota; Metazoa; Arthropoda; Insecta; Lepidoptera; Nymphalidae.
AUGCAGGCGGGUGGCGGGUGGUUUGUGCCAUGGAUGGGUGUGCAGAAGUUUGCAGUGGCACUACCCAUGGGGGGUGUAGUGCCAUUAGUGCCACCACUACUGGCCGCCUUGCCACCUGCCCCGCCACCGCUCAGGCUCAUACCUCCCCUGCCUCAUCAACAAACUGGGAGAAAGGGUGAAAAAGAUAACGGGAAGAACUGCAUACUGUCUUGCGAGAAAAGGAAAGCCGACGACUCUGAUAUUAACAAAGACUUAAAGAAGGCAAAGCUAGAAACAAAGGCGUUGAAGGCGAAAAGGCCAGGAUUCACAGACGACAGAUACAACGAAACAUCUUACUAUAUUGAAAAUGGCCUCAGGAAAGUUUACCCUUAUUAUUUCACAUUUACAACAUUCACCAAAGGAAGAUGGGUCGGUGAGAAGAUACUCGAUGUCUUCGCAAGAGAGUUCAGAGCACAUCCAGCCGCUGAGUACGAACGGUGUAUCCGAGCUGGUACCCUAACAGUCAACUAUGAGAGAGUCGAUCCCGACUAUCGACUCAAACACAACGACCUACUCGCGAACGUCGUCCAUAGGCACGAAGUACCGGUGACCAGUCAACCGAUCACCCUCGUUCAUAUCGACGAGGAUAUUGUCGUUGUCAACAAACCAGCCUCUAUUCCCGUUCAUCCAUGCGGUCGAUACCGCCACAACACUGUUGUGUUCAUACUCGCUAAAGAAUAUAACCUCAAAAAUCUCAGGACCAUACACAGACUGGAUAGGCUAACAUCAGGUCUCUUAUUAUUCGGGAGGAGUCCAAAGAAGGCUAGGCAAAUGGAACAUCAGAUAAGAAAUCGACAGGUGCAAAAGGAAUACGUCUGUCGAGUCGACGGCGAGUUCCCCGAUGAAGAAAUCGAGUGUCAAGAACCAAUUGAAGUCGUAAGCUACAAGAUAGGUGUUUGUAAAGUAUCUCCUAAAGGGAAAGAUUGUUCCACGGUGUUCAAACGUCUGGGAUUCAAUGCUAAAGCAAACACUAGUGUUGUUCUUUGCCGACCUAAGACAGGAAGAAUGCAUCAAAUUAGAGUGCACCUGCAAUAUCUAGGUUAUCCAGUGGUAAAUGAUCCACUGUACAACCAUCCAGUAUUUGGGCCGUUGCGCGGUAAAGGAGGAGAUACAGGUGGGAAGACAGACGAACAGCUCGUAAGGGAUCUGAUUGCUAUACACAAUGCUGAAAAUUGGCUCGGAGUGGACGCGGCUGAUGAUGACCUUCUUUUCUCCAAACCUGCAUCAGAUGAUAAAGUCGGUGAAGACGAGUGCGACACGGGCCCGGCGUCGCGCGAGUCGUCGCCGCGGCUGGAGUCGCCCGCGCCGGGACUCACGCCGGCCACCGUCAUGACUCCGACAUUAGCGAGUCCUUCCAGCGGUGAAGAGGCACCCAUGGAAGUGCGUUCCCCCGCACCACCCUCGCCUAUGAUCAACGAAGACUCUAAUGAUGCUAAGUCAGAUAAAGUGACAGUCGCAACCCAGACCGGUUGCACGCCGGCCGCGCAACCGCCGGGAACCUCAACCGUUACCAUGGCAACCACGGCCAACUCAACCGUUACUGUGACAACCACGAACGCAGCCGGCGACGCGCUCACCCCCGACCCGCACUGCUACGAGUGCCGCGUGAGGUACCGCGACCCGCGCCCACGCGACCUGGUUAUGUAUCUACACGCCUGGAAGUAUAAGGGUCCCGGCUGGGAAUACGAGACGGAGCUUCCACAAUGGGCAAGCAUCGACUGGGAAGAGCCGGAAUGCUCA